GCCUAAUAUAAAAAAAAAGCAUAAAAAAAUAAAUAUGGGAAACAAAGUAAUACUUAAACUUAAAAAACGUAAAUAAUCAUCUUCAGAAGAAGAACAAGAUGAAAGUGAAGAUGAAAAAAUAAAAAAUAAAAAAAGAUACAACUAUAAUAAUGAUUUAAAUAAACACUCAAUAAAUACAAUUAAUUAAAUACCUCGAAAAUCUGUAUUUGCAUAGAGUAAAAAUUAAAUUUUAUAAACAGGAUAAAAAUAGUCAAAUGAAAAUAAAUAACCAUAAAAUGCAUUGUAUUGGAAAAUGAUGAUAAAUUUAAAUGUUGAAUAUUAAUGUGAGUCUUUUAAUGACAUUAUGUAUUAUUAAUUAAAAAAUGAAAGGUAAAAAAAAGAUUAAGAAGAAUAAAAUAAAAUUAAAAGCACCUAAUAUAAAAUGCAAUAUAGAUCGAGAAAAAUAAAAGAAGAGACUAAAAAAUAAAAAGAAUUGAAAAAAGAAAAAACAAAUAAAUCUUUGUAGAAAUAAUUUUCCAAAUGUAUCGGAUAAAAUACACCUUAAAGUAUAAAAACGCCCCGUAAAAUUAAUAAUUUUGACUAAUAGUAAUCUUUUCAAAGCCAAGCAAUUUACAAAAGCUUUAAAAACAGUGAAAUUGAUAUUAAAAAAAUUAAAAAAUUUAAAAUUCCUAUACGAAAAAGCCAAAGAGUUUAAACAAUUUAAAUAAAAAAAAUGUAAAAAUCUCUAUAUUUUAAAGAAAAUAGUAGUCCUUCAUUUGUAUCUAUGUUCGUAAGAGUUAAAAAAAAGAACAAAAAUCAAUUAAAUGAGGAAAAAAUAAAAUUCACAUUUUAAAAUAUAACCCAUUUAAUAAAAUAAUAAAUUGUAUUUAUAGAUAAAUAAGAUAUAACAGAUACAAUAGGCAUAAAAGAAUUAUUUCAAGAAAUAAAAGUAAACAAUAAAAAUUCAUUUUUAUAUAUUUAACAAAAAAAUUAAUAGAGAAAUGAUUAUUAAACAGGUAUAAAACAAUUUAAUAUUUGGUCAGGUUCUGAUAUUUCUAAAAAAAUUUCCAUAAACAAAGCAAAAACGAAUAAAAUUUUGAAAGUUUUAAACACAAAACAUUAAGACAUAAAUAUAUACAUUUAAGGCUUUUUAGGAGUAAUAAAAGUUCUCCAUAAACACCAUAAAAAAUUCGUAUAAGGAAACAUAUUUAAUAACAUGGCCUUAGUAGCAGUUUUUUUAAACACAGUAUUAUUAGCAUUAGAUGGUUCAUUUCAAGAUGAAAGCACUAAUCUAUUAUUAGAUAGUAUAUCAGAAAUUUUUACUUAUAUAUUUAUGACUGAAAUGUCUUUAAAAAUACUCGCAUUAGGCAUUUUAGGCUAUAUAAGGGAUAAAAUGAACAUUUUUGAUGGCACAAUAGUCCUUUUAUCGGUUUUCGAAAUGAUAUUUUUCUCCGGUGGAAACAAGGCAAUAUCAGCAUUUAGGGCAGUGCGAAUUUUCCGUACUUUUAGAGUUUUAAGAGUAACUAGAUUAUUAAGAAGUUUAGAGUUUAUGUCUAAAAUUAUUUUCGUAAUAAGUUAAACUAUAGAUACUUUUAUGUAUAUAGCCUUGCUUUUGUUCCUUUUUAUAUUCAUUUACAGUCUUUUAGGAAUGUAAAUUUACGGAGGAAAUUACAAUUUCCCUAAUAACGAAUAUAGAGAGAGUUUUGAUUCAUUCAAUAAGGCUUUUAUUGCCGUUUUUUAAAUCCUUUCAUUAGAAAACUGGCAAGAAAUAUUAAUACUAAGCCUCAGAAGUAGCAUAAAUCCCGCAAUAACGGCUUUUUAUUUAAUUUCAUGGAUUUUUAUUGGAAACUUUGUCUUUUUGAACCUUUUCAUGGCCAUAAUUUUAGAUGGAUUCGUGAAUUAUUAAUAGUAAGAAUAACUAUAAUAAAAUGAAGGUGAAGAAAACGAAGGACAAGAAGAGGAAAAUCAAGGCAAUGAAAGUGAUAUGGAAGAAUACAUCAAAAACAUUUUAAAAAGUUAAAACCGGGAAAUAUAAAAUUACAUAUAUGAAGAUGAAAAUAAUGCUAAUGUUGAAUAAGUUCUAGAGUCAAACGACGAUUUAUUUGAGGAGACCAAAAACGAAAAAAAAAAGCUUUUUUAAGGCAUUGAAUGUGACGAUUCUUUAUUUAUUUUUAGCAAAAAAAAUUUCUUUAGAAUUUUUUUAUAUAAAAUAGUCCAACAUCACCAUUUUGAUAAUUGGAUUUUAUUCUUUAUUAUUAUCUCGAGUUUUAAAUUAAUUAUAGAUACAUAUAUUCCAGAAGGAACUAUGUUAGAUUAUUUUUCUAAAUAAAUGGAUGUUGCUUUUAAUAUUAUUUUUUCAAUAGAAGCCUGUUUUAAGAUUAUUGCGUAUGGAUUUGCUAUUGAUAAUAAUUCUUAUUUGACAGAUACAUGGUCUUAAUUGGAUUUUUUUAUUGUAUUUACCAGUAUGAUUGAUAUGUCUAUUGAAUCUGUAGAUAUUCCAGCUAUUAAAAUUUUGAGACUUUUAAGAACUUUAAGGCCUCUAAGAUUUAUUAGUCAUAAUGUAAAUAUGAAAGUAGUUGUUAUUGCUUUAUUCGAAUCUGUUGGAGCUAUUUUUAAUGUUUUAAUUGUGGUUAUUUUAAUAUGGUUUAUGUUUGCUAUAUUGGGAAUUUCUUUAAUUGGAUAAAGAUUAGGUUAUUGCGAUUUUGAAGAUAAAGAAAAAAUAUAUAGAGUUAACUAUGAUUAAGUAUUUUUUUCUAAUAAUAAUACAUAUCAUAUUUUGAUAUACAUAUAUAUAUAUAUAAAUAAAACAAAGUGUAUUAAAUAAGGUUUGAAGUGGAAAGUAUAUUCUACUAAUUUCGAUAAUAUAAUAUCCGCUAUGAUUACUAUUUAUAUUUUGAGUUCUUUAGAAGGUUGGCCUAACAUAAUGAUGCUAUGUAUAGAUUCUAACACAAAAGACAUAGUAAAAAAAAUAAAAAUAAAAUAAAAUAAAAAUAAAAUAAAAAAGGGUCCCAUAAAAGAUAAUUAUUAAAUAAUAGCUUAUUAUUUUGUAUUAUUUAUAUUAAUUGGUUCUUUUUUUUAAUAAACCUAUUUGUCGGUGUUAUAUUCUUAAAAUUCAACGAGGCCUAAAAAAACGAGAAUAGGUAAACUUCUCUUUUCUUAACAGAAAAGCAAUCUCGCUGGUUAGAAUUUUAAAUGA
Ichthyophthirius multifiliis is the source of this 3175-nucleotide messenger RNA. RefSeq lists its product as hypothetical. Gene Ontology annotation, cellular component: membrane; voltage-gated calcium channel complex. The transcript has 4 exons. Lineage: Eukaryota; Ciliophora; Oligohymenophorea; Hymenostomatida. Gene Ontology annotation, molecular function: high voltage-gated calcium channel activity. Gene Ontology annotation, biological process: calcium ion import across plasma membrane. The record is from RefSeq and is a predicted model, not a curated record.